Marmota monax (woodchuck) is the source of this 5015-nucleotide messenger RNA. It is a transcript of the gene Sh3d19, whose product is annotated as SH3 domain containing 19. The record is from RefSeq and is a predicted model, not a curated record. The coding region runs from base 251 to 3232 and encodes 993 amino acids. The transcript is spliced from 19 exons. Gene Ontology annotation, molecular function: protein binding. NCBI's taxonomy places the organism in Eukaryota, Metazoa, Chordata, Mammalia, Rodentia, Sciuridae.
GGGAGGGAGGAGGCCGCCGGUGUGCGGCGAGGAGGCGGGGAACUCGGCUCGGCCCGCGCCGGGCAGCUCCCCCUCCGGCUGCAGGUGGAGUUCGCGGAGGUGGCGGUUCCUUCAGCCGCCGCCCCCACCUCCUCUCCUGGGGCCGCUUUCCUGCCCAGAGGGCGCCGGCCAGGGGCACCCGGUGCCAGCGGACCGGGCGCCGGGGCCGCUGCUCGCCUGCCGUCCCCGGCUGCGCCUCCGCGUCUCGCCCAUGGCUGAGGGCCGGCGGCGGGAGGACGAGGAGGAAGAGCUGCGCGAGCGCCGCGAGGUUGGGGGCCCGCGCCGCGCCCGGGGCCGUGCGCUCUCGGGCCACCCGGCCGCAGAUCGCAACGAACGAAAUAAACCAGAGCACCGUUCUGCCAGCCAAGGACCCUUGUCAUCCAUUAGAGCCGUAAUCAAGAGAUCUUCUCGGACUUCUAUUCAGAGUGAACUUCAUCGAGAUAGGAGGCGCCCAGAGAUCACCAUUGUGGCAGCUGAGCCUCUGAGGCCAGCCUCCUGGUUUCCAGGAGCCCCACCUCCAGGACUGGGAUUUCCUCCAACUCCUGCCCCCGGCCCGUGGAGGCCAAAUGAGCUGGUUUCUGCUGAGCUCCCGCCUUCUUAUGAACAAGUCAUAAAAGAAAUCAACCAAGUUCAAGUUAACACUACAAAUAAUAAUAAUGCUGCUGCCACUCCAAGGCACACUAUCACUUCUGCAACUCAGACUGACUUUUCAGAAGACAUAGACAACAAUCUGCCUCAAACACUGCCGGAGCCUCUCAAGCCUCUUCAGCCUUCUCCAGCAGCCUCACCCGGCAAUGUCCCCACCAGUGUGGCUCCUUUAAUAGUCUUUGAUGUUUCUGAAGAAGCAAGUUGUCCAGAAAACCCCAGUGCUCCAAGAUGUCCAGUGCCAAAACCAAGAUCGAAAAGCAACCUCAGACCAGUAGCUAAAACUGCCCAGAAAAUCAGCCCAGCAGUCCCAGAAGAGGAGCCAUCCCCAGGCUGGCCCCAGUGUCUGUUGGACAAUACCAGCGACUUAGAAAGUCUGCCAAGGAUGGACACGAUGAACGCAGAGCAAAGCCAAAAUAGCAUUGUUUCAAGGAUCAAAGCAUUUGAGGGUCAGACAAACGCAGAAACCCCGGGACUGCCCAAGAAACCAGAGAUCAUCCCCCGCACACUGCCCCCAAAGCCUGCUGUUUCCUCAGGGAAACCUUCUGUGGCUCCCAAACCAGCGGCUAACAGAGCUUCUGGAGAAUGGGACGCUUGGGCUGAAAACAGACUCAAGGUGACCUCCAGGGAAGGGCUCACCCCGUUCUCUUCACCACCAGAACCAGGCAGUGUGCCAGUAACCAAACCCGAAUUGCCAAAGAAACCAACUCCUGGCCUUACCCGAAGUGCUAACCACGAGAUUCCGGGAGGAGGGCCCGUGGCCGACAGCCCUGAUGCUGGGAAGAAAGUCCCCACUCCUGCCCCUCGGCCCUUGCCCCCGAAGAAAUCGGUUUCCUCAGAAAACCCCAGCUGCCCUUUGGCUCCACCGAAACCAGCCCCUGUUCCUCCCCGGCUUUCAGUGGCAUCACAAGCCAAAGCAUUCAGGUCACUGGGAGAAGGGCCCGCGGCCAACCCCCCAGUUCCAGCUCUGCAAAGCAAGUCCCUGGGGGACAUUGACCUCAUCAGCUUUGAUGAUGAUGUUUUGCCCACCUCCCCUGGGAGCCCGGCUGAAGAAUCCCUCAGUUCAGAGCUGCUUCUAGAUCCCUUUCAGCUCCCCACAAAAACUGAACCAACGAAAGAAAGAGCAAUUCAACCAGCAGCCGCCAGGAAGCCCACUGUAAUUCGAAUUCCAGCCAAACCAGGAAAAUGUUUACAUGAGGAUCCGCAAAGCCCACCUCCACUCCCAGCUGAAAAACCUAUUGGAAACACGUACAGCACAGUACCUGGAAAACCCAGUAAUGCUGACAGAUCUAGAAACUUGGAAUCCAACCAAGCUGGUGAGACCGGAGGUUUUGUGCGAGGACCCCCAAGGUUGCCACCAAGACCCGUUAAUGGAAAACCUACUCCAGCUAGACGGCCUCCUCCCAAAGGAGCCCCCGAGAGGCCACCUCCCCCAAAACUUCCUGCAACCCGAACAUCAAAUAAAAAACUGCCUUUUAGUCGGUCCUCUUCUGACAUGGAUCUUCAGAAAAAACAAAGUCACUUGGCAUCUGGGCUCUCAAAAGCCAAGAGUCAUAUCUUUAAAAGUCAAGAUCCGGUGCUACCCCCUCGUCCCAAACCAGGACAUCCUCUGUACAGAAAAUACAUGGAUCCAAGCCCUGCUCAGAAACCUGUGGACAGUAGUGCUCCUCACGCUGUCGUUCUUCAUGAUUUUGCAGCAGAGCAAGAUGACGAUUUGAAUCUCACAUCUGGAGAAAUUGUUUAUCUUCUUGAAAAAAUAGACACAGAUUGGUACAGAGGGAAAUGCAGAAGCCAGACUGGCGUAUUUCCUGCCAACUAUGUCAAAGUAAUCGUUGAUAUUCCAGAAGGAGAAAAUGGGAAAAGAGAAUCUGUUUCAUCUCAUUGUGUUAAAAAUACAAGAUGUGUUGCUCGGUUUGAAUAUAUUGGAGACCAGAAGGAUGAGUUAAGUUUCUCAGAGGGAGAAAUGAUUAUUCUUAAAGAGUACAUGAAUGAGGAAUGGGCAAGAGGAGAGCUUCAAGACAGAACUGGGAUCUUCCCCCUUAACUUCGUGGAACUUGUUGAGGAUUAUUCCACCUCUGGUGCAAAUGUUUUAAGAACAAAGAUACCACCAAAGACCAAAAAAGAAGAUUCUGGCUUACAUUCUCAGGACAACAGCCUUUCUGGAGAAUGGUGCAGAGCUCUCCACAGUUUUACAGCAGAAACCAGUGAGGACUUAUCCUUCAAGAGGGGGGACCGGAUCCUGAUCCUCAAGCGUCUGGACUCCGACUGGUAUCGGGGCAGACUGCACGACAGAGAGGGGAUCUUCCCAGCAGUUUUUGUGCAGCCCUGUCCAGCUGAGGCAAAAAGUAUGUCUGCCAUAUCACUGAAGGGGAGAAAGGCCAAAGCCUUGUAUGAUUUCCAGGGGGAGAAUGAAGACGAGCUCUCCUUCAAGGCUGGGGAUAUAAUAACAGAGCUGGAAUCUGUAGAUGACGACUGGAUGAGUGGAGAACUAAUGGGAAAAUCUGGAAUAUUUCCCAAAAACUACGUUCACAUUCUACAAGUCAGCUAAAGGUGAAGCUCCACUGUUCCCUGGCACGAAAACUUGCUUGAACUAUCAUUUUGACUAUCAGAUGUUUUUGCACUAUUUUUUUAAGCAGAAAGAGAAAUACCUGAGGUGUACACGAUACACUAGAAUUUUCUGAAAGCAGAAAACUUCUAGGUUUUGUAGCUAGCUUUCCUUCACAGUGGGAGUGUGCACAUGGGCUAGGAAGACACCUGGAGGGAUUAGCAAGGCAGAUACACAUGUCCCCCCUCCCCCAGGGAGAGUGUCUGGUGACUCAGCCGCAUGGAGUGGCUGCAAACCCAAGUUGCACUUGGCGGUGUGUUUUAAUCAGCACAAAUGAAUUAACCAUGCUUCUUCAUUUUUACUUUAGUUUAAAAAGAGGACGUUUGACAUUCUAUAUGCUGUAACUAUCAGGACAUGGUUGGUAAUCUCAAUUUCAUUUUUGAUAUUCAAAUUAUUUCUAACAGCCUGAGCACAUUAGCCUUAGUACCAGGGCAGAGAGAGAGAGUUUAUUAACUAGUUGGAGCAUUUCUAAGCACAUGGCAAAGUCAGCUCACACUCAGCAAAUGCUCCUAUGUAACAGUUUCCUCUUGGUCCAAGGAGCUGAAGGGGGUCAAAAUUGGAUGUAUCUUAGUCAAAAAAGCCCAAACCAUCCCCAAGAUGCCUUGCUAAUGCAGCUGACUCUUCCACACACAUGCCAUGGUUUUUCUUUGCUCAGUCUAUGCUUUAUGUUAACAGGGUUAUUAUAAAGCACAUUCUCUGAAUCUGCAGUCAUUCCUUUGACAAUUACUGGUACCCAAAGGAAAAUUCAUUUUCUUUGCAUUACCCCAGUAAUAUAUAAAAGCUGUGUCUUGUUAUGGUAGGACAUUAUGAAUCACAUAGAGCAUCUUUGAAUGCAGAGCAACGGUUAAGAUGAAAAACAGUGUCAACCCCCACCACUCAUUUAUUCGCAAUAUAAUCAGAAUGAAAAAUAAUUUAAGAGAACUGAAGGCUGGUACUUUCCACCAGCCACGCCCCCCUCCAGCUCUUCUCAGCACAAUUAUUAGAGUAAAUAAAAAAAAAACCACUUUCCUUUCAUCCAUUGUUAUACAUUGCAAAGCUUAAGAUAAAAGUGGUUCUUCACAUGACUGAAUCAGUUACAGCUGAUGGGCUAAAGCCAAAUAGGUUGAAGACAAUCUUCCAAACACAUCAGUAGAAUAGAAUUUCUUGAAAAUGUAGAACACUUUCCCAACAAUGUUCAUGACUUUCUUCUGUUUUUGAGAAGAAUUUUAUAUGCUGGACCACUUUUGAGCCUCUGUCGUUUUCUCCCAUUGCCCAAAAGCUGGGCAGCCAGUGAUUGCACUUGACCUGAAUGCCACGUGGAGUCUGGAAGGAAGUAAUAUUUACUUGGUCUUUGAGUGAAGUUCACCUCCAAGGUUUAUUGGUUACAUUUGAUUUUGGAGUAUGGGAGCUGUGUUUUCUAUGUUUGGAGUGAGGAAGAGAGUAUAAAGAGAAUUCUUGUCCAAUUUCACUUAAAGGUCAUUUAAUGAGAAAGGGAUGACUUUUAAACCAUUAUCCAAACUAAAAUUUUCAUUGGCAGCAAGCUGUACAACAGCAGGAAGGGGUCAGGGCUAGGGAAAGGGACAUGAGGUUUCUAUCUUUGCCUGUGUAAUUUUAACAUAUUGAAGAUUCUGAAAACUUAUCUCUUUUGGAGAAAAAUAUCCCCCUUAAUGUUGGCCUUCUGUAAGCAGAAUGAUAAGUGCAAUAGUUGUAAAUCUACUUGACACUAUAAUAAACCGAACUGAACUUU